Molecule: messenger RNA, 315 nt
Organism: Alternaria atra
Lineage: Eukaryota; Fungi; Ascomycota; Dothideomycetes; Pleosporales; Pleosporaceae
Exons: 2
Coding region: 1-315 (104 amino acids)
Source: RefSeq, a predicted model, not a curated record
AUGCGUUUCUCCACCAUCACCGUUUCUGCCCUCGCCGGUCUGGCUGCCGCCUCUCCUAACUCCAUCGCCAGGCGCGAAAGCCAGCAGAUGACUGAUGUCAUCGCGUUCGCUGCCCAGCAAGCCGAUUGCAGCAUCUUUGACUGCGCUGCUGUGGUCGCUGCCGGUAUUUGCAUUGCUGGAGCAAUUGCAGUUCCAGGUGCCGUUCCCGCAGUUCUGGCUUGUGUUGGCGGUGGUGCUCCUUCGAUCUGCCCCUGCGCUGGAUGCAUCGACGCCCUUAACGACUUCUUGGUCGAGAACAACGUCUGCCCCGAGUAA